Messenger RNA from Carcharodon carcharias (great white shark), 2869 nucleotides. It is a transcript of the gene spata20, whose product is annotated as spermatogenesis associated 20. The record is from RefSeq and is a predicted model, not a curated record. Gene Ontology annotation, biological process: carbohydrate metabolic process. The coding region runs from base 8 to 2416 and encodes 802 amino acids. The transcript is spliced from 16 exons. NCBI's taxonomy places the organism in Eukaryota, Metazoa, Chordata, Chondrichthyes, Lamniformes, Lamnidae.
UCUGGCAAUGCUGCAAUUCCUGGGCUACGGGAGCCGUUUAUCCCUUUGCCUUCGCCAGCUGGCUGCUUCAGCCUGGACUGCUGCGGCGAGCAGGCCGAGGGGUUUGACAGCGGUGGUUGCACAACGAAGGAACUAUCCCAACAGAAGACUUAUAAAGGCGGUGUUUGUAACCAUGGCUACAGGCGGCAGUGAUGGGCCACCACGUUUGUCGGGCCCAAAGCCGAAGCCAAAGCAGCACACGAACCGAUUGAUCCAUGAGAAGUCCCCUUAUCUGUUGCAGCAUGCACACAAUCCUGUAGACUGGUAUCCAUGGGGAGAAGAAGCAUUUGCCAAAGCGAAGGAAGAAGACAAGCCAAUCUUUCUGUCAGUUGGUUACUCUACAUGUCAUUGGUGCCAUGUAAUGGAGCGGGAAUCGUUUGAAAAUGAAGAGAUUGGCAAAAUAAUGAACGAGAAUUUUGUUUGCAUCAAGGUUGACCGUGAGGAGCGACCGGAUGUUGAUAAAGUUUACAUGACGUUUGUCCAGGCAACAAGUGGAGGAGGCGGCUGGCCAAUGAGUGUGUGGUUGACCCCAGACCUCAAGCCUUUUGUUGGAGGGACUUACUUCCCACCUGAAGAUGGUUUCCACCGAGUCGGGUUUAAGACGGUGUUGAAGAACCUGGCUGAGCAGUGGAAGAGAAACCGGAGUGAGCUAACCGAACGCAGCAGCAAGAUCCUGGCAGCGCUGCAGAAGGGGGUAGCGGUGGGUGCUAACAAGGAAGCAAUGCCCCCACCAUGUCCUCAGGUGAUGGAGAGAUGCUUCCAGCAGCUGGCUCAUUCCUAUGAUGAUGAAUAUGGAGGGUUCCGUGAGUCUCCGAAAUUCCCUUCACCGGUGAACUUCAAUUUUCUGUUUCGUUUCUGGGCUUUGAACAAAACUGGAGAGAAAGGAGCCCAGGCACUGCAGAUGGCUUUGCACACACUGAAAAUGAUGGCCCUUGGAGGAAUUCAUGAUCACAUCGGGCAGGGCUUCCAUCGCUACUCCACAGAUGGGAGGUGGCACGUACCUCACUUUGAGAAAAUGCUGUAUGACCAGGGGCAGCUGGUUGUGUCCUAUACAGAAGCUUAUCAGAUAUCUGGUGAUACAUUCUUUGCAGAUGUUGCUCGAGACAUUCUGCUCUAUGCCUCGCGAGAUCUGAGUGAUCAGUCUGGGGGUUUCUACAGUGCCGAAGAUGCAGAUUCAUACCCUACAACUGAGUCCAUUGGAAAAAGUGAGGGAGCUUUCUGUGUGUGGACAGGGCAAGAAAUCCGACAGCUCCUCCCAGAUCCAGUCCCAGAUGCCACGCAUAGCGUAACCAUGGCGGAUGUCUUUGCCUAUCAUUAUGGCGUGAAAGGAAGCGGGAAUGUUGACCCAGCACAGGACCCUCAUGGAGAGUUAGAAAACAAGAAUGUCCUUAUUGUGCGUUACUCACCGGAGUUCACAGCUACCAAGUUUGGCUUAGAAGUGAAGAAGGUGAAAGACAUUCUGAGCACGUGUCGAAAAAGGCUGUAUGAAGCCAGGAAACAGAGGCCCCGUCCCCACUUGGAUAGCAAGAUGUUAGCAUCAUGGAAUGGUCUCAUGAUUUCUGGUUUCGCUCGAGCAGGCGCAGUUCUCGGGGAGAAGGUUUACAUUCAGCGCGCGGCACAAGCUGCUGCCUUCCUGAGGGAGCACAUGUUCGACUCCAGCAGCGGGCAGCUCCUGCACAGCUGCUACCAUGGAGACGAGGGUGCAGUGGAACAGGCAGCUAGACCGAUUGGCGGGUUUUUGGAUGACUAUGCAUUCAUUAUACGAGGCCUGUUAGACCUGUAUGAAGCUUCCUUUGAUGAGCAGUGGCUGGAGUGGGCCUUGAAGCUCCAGCAGAAGCAGGAUGACUUGUUCUGGGAUGCCAAAGGAUUUGCCUACUUCUCUGAUGAUGCCCUCGAUUCAUCCGUGCUAAUUCGCCUUAAAGAAGGUCAGGAUGGCGCAGAGCCCAGUGGAAACGCAGUGGCUGCUUCCAACCUUAUGCGCCUGGCAAACUUCACCAACCGGCCGGAUUGGGCUGAUAGAUCAAGGCAGCUCAUGGCAGCAUUUGUGAAACUGCUGAAUAGUAUGCCCAUGGCACUGCCAGAAAUGGUAAUUGCCCUGAUGGCACAACAUCACACAGUCAAACAGGUCGUGAUCCGUGGGGAGCGUGAAGCACCAGACACACAGAAGUUGAUACAGUGCGUCAAUACACACUUUGUGCACAACAAGAUAUUACUUUUGGCGGAUGGAAACUCCAAGAGCUUCCUCUACCAGACACUGCCCUUCCUGUCAACAUUAGGAUUGAAGGAUAGUAAAGCUACAGCCUACGUUUGCCAGAACUUCUCCUGCUCCCUGCCAGUUACCUCAGCCAGCGAGCUCCAGGCUUUACUCGUUAAAUAAUAAAGCAGUGCAACAGUGGGCAAACGGUUUGCUAUAAACCCUGAAAAUCUCAUAGAAUUCUUUGGAUUUAUUCUUUUUAUUUAGUGUUCAAGAGCAAUUUUAUGAUUUUUGUGAGGUGGACAAGCUAACAUUACUUCAAGAUGAUAGUACCAGUUAGGUGAUUGUAUACUUCCAAAGCAGAUUUUUUCUCAAUUAUUAAGUUAUUUAAAUGGUUGCAGUAUUUGAGCACUGCAGGUCACAAUUUGAUGUAAUGGAUUAUUAGCAAGAUAUAUGCAAACAUAAAGCAGUGUCCUUGUACUGUAGCAGUGCUGCCGAAUGCCAUUUCUUGGAUGAGGUUUUAAAUCCAUGCUCUGCCCUCUCGGCAUUAUUUUGAAGAAGAACAGGGGAGUUCUUCCUAAUGCUCUGGCCAAUGUUUAUCCCUCAGCCAACAUCAAUAAAGAAAAGAUCAUAUGA